Molecule: messenger RNA, 752 nt
Organism: Punica granatum (pomegranate)
Lineage: Eukaryota; Viridiplantae; Streptophyta; Magnoliopsida; Myrtales; Lythraceae
Source: RefSeq, a predicted model, not a curated record
CUGUAGAGAAGCCCAAUGGGCCGUGCUGCUUUGGCGGGUUUCAAGACUCCAUCUCCAGUUCCGAAGAAGGAAGAAGAAGAAGCAAGCAAGCAGGGAGGGAGGGAGCGGAGAGGGAUGGCUUCUUCAGCGGCGUUUCGGGAAUUGCAGAGGGACCUCGAGAGCAAAGCCAACGAGCUCAGCAAGCUCCAGAAAGAGAUUGCUUCGCAUCACCAGAGGAGGAAGACCUACACGAUCCAGCUCGGGGAGAACGAGCUCGUACAAAAGGAGUUGGAUUUACUAAAUGAAGGAGCGAAUGUGUACAAAUUGAUCGGUCCGGUGCUGGUAAAGCAGGAUUUGGCUGAGGCGAAUGCGAAUGUGCGGAAAAGAAUCGAGUACAUGACUGGUGAACUAAAGCGUCUUGAUGCGAUCCUACAAGAUUUGGAAGAGAAACAAAAUAGCAAGAAAGAAGGGAUCUUGAAGUUGCAGCACAGGCUUCAAUCGCUGCAGGCAGGGAAAGCAAAGGCGUAAAAUCAAAGUCAUUACCUGCCUUAAACCAGUGUUAGCUUCUUUUUUGGUAGAACCAGUUCACCCAUUCUGCUCUUGUUUGCUUGUACCAUUCCCUACCUAAGCUUAAAUGCUUUUUCGAGAUCCAUGCCGAUGCUAUUGCCCCAUUAGGACUCUUCUGCUUUAUCUCCUAAAUUUAUGUUAAAUCUUGUGUGAUGAUAGACCGGAUGCAAUUGUGUUGUAGAAUACAUACAGAAAUUUUCCUUUCA